AUGGGUUCUCCGAAGGUUGUUGCAGUCACUAGUGUUUUUGCACUUUCAAUCAUGCAUAUGCUUCUGGUUCAAGGUUUCGAAUGUGAGAAGGUCCCAGUGGAAUUCUGUGCAUUUUCAGUGGCAUCCUCAGGAGUUCGCUGUGUUCUUGAGAAUACAUACAUCUCCACAUCAUCUCAAACAUCACCUCAAUACGAAUGUCAGUCCUCUGGUGUCAUGGCAGACGAGAUAAUUGAAUGGAUUGAGAGCAAAGAGUGUCUGGAGGCUUGUGGUUUACCGAGAAUGUUUGUGGGGAUGUCUUCUGAUGAUCUGGCCAGCAAUACUCAAUUCACUUCCAAGUUAUGCUCAGAUCAUUGCCAAAACAGUUGCCCCAACAUUAAGGAACUAUACUUUAAUCUGGCUGCAGGGGAAGGGCUAUACCUGCCUAAAGUUUGCAAUAAAAUCAAUAAACUCCCUGUGUAUGGAGCAAAUGCACCAACCACCUUGGCUUCUCUACGAGCAGAUGCACCAUUCACCUUGGCUUCUGCACCAUCAACCUUGGCUUCUCUUGGAGCAGAUGCACCAUCCACCUUGGCUUCUGCACUAUCAACCUUGGCUUCUCUAGGAGUAGAUGCACCAUCCACCUUGGCUUCUGCACCAUCAACCUUGGCUUCUCUUGGGGCAGAUGCACCAGCUUCUCUUUCUCUUUGA
Cryptomeria japonica (Japanese cedar) is the source of this 687-nucleotide messenger RNA. RefSeq lists its product as uncharacterized. Bases 1 to 687 code for a protein of 228 amino acids. The transcript is spliced from 4 exons. NCBI's taxonomy places the organism in Eukaryota, Viridiplantae, Streptophyta, Pinopsida, Cupressales, Cupressaceae. The record is from RefSeq and is a predicted model, not a curated record.